Messenger RNA from Hippopotamus amphibius kiboko, 3646 nucleotides. It is a transcript of the gene PDE1A, whose product is annotated as phosphodiesterase 1A. Bases 111 to 1706 code for a protein of 531 amino acids. Gene Ontology annotation, molecular function: 3',5'-cyclic-nucleotide phosphodiesterase activity. The record is from RefSeq and is a predicted model, not a curated record. The transcript is spliced from 15 exons. NCBI's taxonomy places the organism in Eukaryota, Metazoa, Chordata, Mammalia, Artiodactyla, Hippopotamidae. Gene Ontology annotation, biological process: signal transduction.
UUUGAUAGAUAAGAGAUGCUACUGUAUAACUGUUUAAGAUUUGUAGUGGACUGAGGAAUGCUUGAACUGAGCUGCUGAAACUGUAACUGUAUUGCCCUAGGAGUAUCAUCAUGGGGUCCACUGCUACAGAAACUGAAGAAUUGGAAAACACCACUUUUAAGUAUCUCAUAGGAGAACAGACUGAAAAAAUGUGGCAACGCCUGAAAGGAAUAUUAAGAUGCUUAGUGAAGCAGCUGGAAAAAGGUGAUGUUAACGUUGUAGACUUAAAGAAGAAUAUUGAAUAUGCAGCAUCUGUGUUGGAAGCAGUUUAUAUCGACGAAACAAGAAGACUGCUGGAUACUGAUGAUGAGCUCAGUGACAUUCAGUCGGAUUCGGUCCCAUCAGAAGUCCGGGACUGGUUGGCUUCUACCUUUACACGGAAAAUGGGGAUGAUGAAAAAGAAAUCUGAGGAAAAACCAAGAUUUCGGAGCAUUGUGCAUGCUGUUCAAGCUGGAAUUUUUGUGGAAAGAAUGUACAGAAAGUCCUAUCACAUGGUUGGCUUGGCAUAUCCAGAAGCUGUCAUAGUAACAUUAAAGGAUGUUGAUAAAUGGUCUUUUGAUGUAUUUGCCUUGAAUGAAGCAAGUGGAGAACAUAGUCUGAAGUUUAUGAUUUAUGAACUAUUUACCAGAUAUGAUCUUAUCAACCGUUUCAAGAUUCCAGUUUCUUGCCUAAUUGCCUUUGCAGAAGCUUUAGAAGUUGGUUACAGCAAGUACAAGAAUCCAUAUCACAACUUGAUACAUGCAGCUGAUGUCACUCAAACUGUGCAUUACAUAAUGCUUCAUACAGGUAUCAUGCACUGGCUCACUGAACUGGAAAUUCUAGCAAUGGUCUUUGCCGCUGCCAUUCAUGAUUAUGAGCAUACAGGAACUACAAACAAUUUUCAUAUUCAGACAAGGUCAGAUGUUGCCAUUUUGUAUAAUGAUCGCUCUGUCCUUGAAAAUCACCAUGUGAGUGCAGCUUAUCGACUUAUGCAAGAAGAAGAAAUGAAUGUCCUGGCAAAUUUAUCCAAAGAUGACUGGAGGGAUCUUCGGAACCUAGUGAUUGAAAUGGUUUUGUCUACAGAUAUGUCAGGUCACUUCCAGCAAAUUAAAAAUAUAAGAAACAGUUUGCAGCAGCCUGAAGGGCUUGACAAAGCCAAAACCAUGUCCCUGAUUCUCCAUGCAGCAGACAUCAGUCACCCAGCCAAAUCCUGGCAGCUGCACCACCGAUGGACCAUGGCCCUGAUGGAGGAGUUUUUCCUACAGGGAGAUAAAGAAGCUGAAUUAGGGCUUCCAUUUUCCCCGCUUUGUGAUCGGAAGUCAACAAUGGUGGCCCAGUCCCAAAUAGGUUUCAUUGAUUUCAUAGUAGAGCCAACGUUUUCUCUUCUGACAGACUCAACAGAGAAAAUUAUUAUUCCUCUUAUAGAGGAAGACUCAAAAACCAAAACUCCUUCCUAUGGAGCAAGCAGACGAUCAAAUAUGAAAGGCACCGUGAAUGAUGGAACCUAUUCCCCAGACUACUCCCUUGCAAGCGUGGACCUGAAAAGCUUCAAAAACAACCUGGUGGACAUCAUCCAGCAGAACAAAGAGAGGUGGAAAGAGUUAGCUGCUCAAGGUGAACCUGAUCUUCAUAAGAACACAGAAGAUCUAGUACAUGCCGAAGAAAAACAUGCUGAGACACAUUCAUAGGUUUGAAACACCUUAAAGGCUUCUGUCAUUUUAAACAUGAGAGGAUAACGAGGACAGCACUAAAGUAUCCUAAAUCCUCAAUUUUCCACAAACCUAUAUUCUCCUCUUUCAAUACACACUUGGAACAGGCCAUGUUAUGGACUCAUAUCAGAGAAGACACAUGAAUUCUGAGCUACUAAUUCUAACCAAAUAAAUACACUCAAAGUUGCUAUCAGAGAUUUUGGCCGGGGCUUCUGCCAUUGUUCCUCCUCCACAAUUUGGCCUUCUUCAAUCAAGCCAGAGAAAUUUUUAAGACAAACGUUGGACAGUUUUAAAUUUUCAUCACUCUGAACCCAGUUGUUGCAUAGACAACUAUGCAAUAUGUGUGCAGAAGAUGAAGCAUCUUUAAAUUUUACUUUCUUGCUUUGUUUCACACAGAGUGCUGUAACUACAAAUUUUUCAAGAUGUUUAGUAAAAGGAAAGCAGAAACAAAAUUAUAGAAAAAAAAUUUUUUGCAGCUCUGAGGCCAUUUAGAUUGUCCUUGUUAUUUUAAAGACAGGGGAACAAAGUGAGAGGCGAGGCUGCCCAGAAGCUGUGGUUGAAGUCCAGUGACAGUGGAGCAUCGGCCCUGGCUCUGUGACGUGAUGAACUCUUCAUUGUAACUCUCAAGCUGGGAAAACACAGUGAAACCUGUCCCUGAAAGCAGUGGACCAGCCUGCAUCCAUCCCUGUGAUUUCAAAGCACUAAUGCAUCACUUACAUGGGUGUCAUCACAAUGCAAGUCACACAUUACCUAUGAUCCAAAAUGACGAGAACCUCCAGCCGUUGUUGGAGACGGAGACUAGAACUCAGAAUAGAAUUUGCCUUCUGGGGUGUUGAUCCCAUCAGGAUGUAACAAAAUAUAUCAUAGGCCAAGGGAUAAGAGACAAGAAGUGUGUGUGUGUAUGUGCGUGUGUGUGUGUAUUCAAAAAUGUCUGAAAAUGGAAGCCCACACUUUUCUGUACAGAUAAUAUUAUCUGACGUGAGUUAAUAAUUUUACUACACAGAAACAAAUUGCGACCCUUGGGGACUCUGCUUCCUUGUCAUGUUUUGCCUGAGCAUGUGCAGAACCUUGCCUUUGCUCCAAACUGAAGAACUACCUUUAUUUGUUAUUAGCUGACAAGAAAGGUCAAGCACAAGAAGGUGUUGUAAAUUUUCAUGGUAGAAACUCUUCAGUGAUUGUGAGACUAAGUGAAUUUGUCUUUGUGAAAGGUAGAAAUUGGGUGGAAAAAAUUAAGAGUAGCCAUCAAUUAAAGAAUAAAGUGAAGAUGGGUAUGUCCAUCCUAAUGAGUUUUCUGUUGCACCUGCUUCUUUCCCAGGUUCCACGAUGCUAAGCAAUAUUUUAGAAAUGGAUGCAAUCAGAAGCUUUUAAGCCUAAGUAGUGGGAUUUUAUAACUCACAACUUAGAUCUCUUUUCAUGUGUAAGCCAUAUUCUAUAUGCAUAUUAGGUAUGCAUCAUUCUAAUUUAAGAUAUAUUUGUGCAUAGACUGUGUAUAAGAUGCUUUGAAAUGUUCUGUGAAUAAGGUCCUUAGAUUUUGUUUCACCUGAAGCAUAUGUAGAACACAGCUAAAUAAUUAAAUUGUAUCAUAGACGUUAUAAUGCAAUUGAUAUUUUAAAUGUAAGCAGUAAAGAUUGAUGUAUAAUGAUGUGUUGGGGGAAAAUUUAUAGAUAUGUACAUCAUGGUGACUUUUUGUCCUUUAACAAUGGAUUUCCUAUUUCUAUUUAUGGAGAAACUGCAACUACUGCUUUUAAUGUCUUUUUUAAGGUAGCUAUUUACAAGCUAGAAAAUAUUCUGCAUUUAAAAUAGAAUCUGUCUGGAAAGUCUAAUUAGUAUCGUUCCUAUUUGAGCCAGUUGUCUUUCAGUAAAGCUAUAAAAUCUCUCCACAGAGAAAUAAAUUGAAACACUGCUUCUUAAUUGUCGUA